Phymastichus coffea is the source of this 5416-nucleotide messenger RNA. RefSeq names its product ras-specific guanine nucleotide-releasing factor RalGPS2 (gene RalGPS). The coding region runs from base 323 to 2257 and encodes 644 amino acids. Gene Ontology annotation, cellular component: plasma membrane. Lineage: Eukaryota; Metazoa; Arthropoda; Insecta; Hymenoptera; Eulophidae. Gene Ontology annotation, biological process: positive regulation of GTPase activity; Ras protein signal transduction. Gene Ontology annotation, molecular function: guanyl-nucleotide exchange factor activity. The record is from RefSeq and is a predicted model, not a curated record. The transcript is spliced from 13 exons.
GUGUUUCCUUUCGAACGGCAAUUUCUCUGAUAGUUGAAGAACGCGAGUAAACGGGAUUUUCGAGAUAUUGUUUUUGUUGUGCGUGAGAGUGUCUGCUCCACAUAUCUUUUAAUGCUUCUUAGCGGUGAAAUGAUCAAGUGAUUUGCUUUUUCGAUAUACAUAGUUGCCAUAGUGCUCUCAAGUAGAUGCACAGUGAUGUAGUUAUACGCAGCGCAAUCGUUUGUUACACAUCUCUUAUCAAAGAAGUAGAGUCAGUUUUGGAAAUACAAGAGCUCCAAAGUUUGAUGGAAAAUGUAAUGUACCCACUAACUCGUAUAGCCACAUGGCUGAUUUGCACUACACCUCCAUGCCUCGAGAUCUGUCUAAUAAAUCAGUGUCUCCACUACACUUGUCCGAGUAUGGACCCAAUGAUUGUUCAGACAAAUCAUAUAGUCCAGACUCAAAUUCAUUUAGUGGACUUUUGUCGCCUGACAAUGUGAAUUCUAGUGAUAAAAAUUCAAAAGAGCGGAAAGAGCAUAGAGAACGUUGUAGAACAUAUAGGAAGUACUCAGAACUGACACAGCCCACUAUAUCUAAUUGUUAUGACAAUUAUGGAUCUGUGGUGUCCAAAUCAAAUUCGUUGCCUGGACGCGGCAAUGCCAAUUCACCCGUGCCAAACGCUACCGUGGCCACCGAGAUCCCGACUGAAGAUCUAGCAGGACAAUUGACAUUACUCGACGCCUGCGUCUUCAAGAGUAUACAACCAGAAGAGUUAUCUAGUUGUUCUUGGAACAAAAAGAAUAAACUGACGGUUGCUCCAAAUGUCGUUGCUUUUACAAGACGAUUCAAUCAUGUGAGUUUUUGGACUGUUCAAGAAAUCUUAAAUGCUCCAACUGCGAAGCAGCGAGCCGAGAUAUUGGCACAUUUUAUACGAGUUGCUAAGAAACUUUAUGAGUUGAAUAACUUACACUCAUUGUUUGCUAUUAUUUCUGCAAUGCAAAGUGCUUCUAUUUACAGACUAAAUAAAACAUGGGCAUGUCUAACGAAAAAAGAUAAAACGACUUUCGACAAACUUGCUGAAGUGUUCAGUGAUAAAAAUAAUUGGAUGAAUCUUAGAGAGCACAUGGAUAGCAUUAAACUGCCAUGCAUACCAUAUCUAGGAUUGUUUCUCACGGAUCUUGUAUAUAUCGACAUGGCACAUCCAGCAACAAUGAAUGGUGACAAUCAUCAGCGAAUCUUGAAGAUGAACGCUGUUUUGACCAAAGUAGCAAUGUUUCAAGCCAGCAAAUACCCUAGUAUAGUACCAUUAAUCGAUGUUCAAAGAUAUUUAAAUAACGUUCGAUACAUAGAAGAAUUACAAAAGUUUCUCGAAGACGACCACUUCAAGCUUUCGAUGAAACUCGAACCAAAUUCUCCAGUGCCGUCGUCAAGCAGCAGCAAAGAGUCUGUAGAAAACAUGGCAACAGGAGUAGCAGCUUUGUCAUUAUCGCCAGCGAGAGGCUGUGCCGGUUCUUUACGUUUGCAUGCAGCGUCGGCCGCCAAUAAGUUUGUUCCUGGACAUCGAAAGUGCCGCAGUCUUGGAACUAAAUUCCGUAGCACGAGUCUUCCACGCAACUUCCAUAAGCAAGGAGGCAAAUUUGGACCUAACUUAACAACUCCUGGUAUAUUUGGUAAGGCUAUUAUGCCUUUGGAAACAAAUCACGUAGCUAUACGUCACUUGUUGGACGACUCGGUGCUAGAAGAACCUCACUUGGCAACACAGAUCGUUGAACUCGAUCAGAACUCGCCAGGUUCGCCUGCUGAUGCUAUCAAUGAUGAUUGUAGUUUGCUUGCGAAAAAUAGUGCGCCAGUUUUACCAUGUGAAAUCGAUGGUUCGAUACAACCACGCUGUAUAAUGCAAGGAUCGUUGAGGCGAAAAGUGGUUUUAAGGGAUGGACGUAAAACGGCAGUUUCGACCUGGCAGAGAUACUGGGUUCAGCUUUGGGCAUCCUCGAUCGUCUAUUUCUCGCCUAAGUGCUUCAAAGGCAGGCAUGAACGAGGAGACUUUAAAAGAGAACCGUACAAAAUGGUUUCGGUGCUGGGAUGGAUUGUCGAGCCACUGGAUGAUACGUUUCACGGAGAUACUUUUUUACUUAUCGAUCCAAAGAAAGGAAACGUAUACAAAUUCCGCGCGACAUCAAGCGAAAUAGCAGAUCAAUGGAUGAAAGAACUGCGAGCAACAGUUCGCGGAAUUAACGAUCGCAAACCCAUCCCGGCGAACCUAAUGUCAUUUGAAUGAGAACAAGCUAAGAUACGACCUCGGCGUCGUCUCUUUUCUCUACGGCGAAAUUAAACUCAUAUCAUAACACACAAUCAUAGUCAUACGAAUUUUUUGAAGAAUAUUUUAAGGGUACAUUGCGUCUUCGAAACUUCAUUACUCUAACUUAAUAAGCAAUAAUUUGAUUCGAAAUUGGUGUUUAAUACUGUGACUAUUUUUAAGGACUUGAUGAGCCGUUGAAUAGCGCAUUUUUAACCCGUAUCGAUUUGUUCAGCUUUAAUAAUAAAAAACUAAUUGUCGUGUACUGUUCUGUGUAUCAAAUUUAUCUAAGCUUUGGUUUUUUUUUUUUUUUUUUUUUUAUAUUCAGUUCACGAAUAAAUUAAAAAAAUAAGUUCUGUUUGAUUUUUUUAUGUUCAUAUGUAAAACAAGGUAGAUUUUAAUUCUCUUUCAAUGUAGAUGUUAGGUGGACGUACAGAACAGAAAACUAAUGUAGUCACUUAAGACUGUUUAUAAAGUACAACAUCGAGCAUUUUUAAUGAGCAGUAAAUAGAAGUAACAUUAACAAUUUGGAUUGAAAAAUUGCUCUAAUAAUAAAUACGUUUUGAAAUAAAAGCUAAUAGCCAAAUAAUAAUGUUUGAUGUAUUCAAAGUAAAGCUUUUCAUUACUUUUCAUGUUGUAGUGCGAUUCGUCUAAACCGCGAAUGAUUCUAAAAGUAGACCAAAAUACAGUGUUGUGCGCAUGUCUUGUGAGCUCCGUCAAUUACUAGAGCGAAAGAAAACGUGCGUUUUUAUUUCUUGUCAAAGUGUAUCGUGGAAAACAAGCAACUUUGUACGUUCACUUUUUUUACAUUAAUCAUUUAGGUUUUUUUAUAGCAAGUACUAAUUUAUUUGUGAUUCUACAUUGAAAGAAUUUGUUUAUCAAAGUGCAAGCAGUCCUUUUGCAGUUAUUGCACUCUAAAUACUCUUUAGUUAGUAGGAAUUUCUUCUGCGAUAGUUGUACUGACAUAUACUUCUUAAGGUGCCACCAAAAUGAUGAAAACAAUACUUGCCAGGUACGAUAUGUGAACGGCCAACAUAAGUUUCUCGACGGACAUGUGCAAAGCUUAUUGUACGAUCGAUAAACUCUCAAGGUUACCGUUAACUGUCACUUACUAACACUUUGUAUAAUCUUCGUACUCAUUAUCGAGUCUCGAGCCUCGUUGAACUGAGUAUUUUUCUUUUCAAAAGAUUCAACAGACGCUUUAAGGGGAAGACGAUUGACAGUAAUACAUUAUUGAUAAAAAUAACAUAAAAAUAAUAAAGUGAUUUUUAUGGACUUUUUAUUGAUUCGUACGAAGGAAUCUCGUCAUAUUUCCUCUCGAUAUUAUUAAUAAGCCAUUAGAUCAAUAAUUUUAGAUUAGAUGAAAUCAAUAUACUUUCUCAUCUCGUUGAUGGCUAAUCUUUAUAAUUUCAUGAACGAUUUUUUAUAAAUGUCAAUAAUAAUAUCAGCGUUUAUAGCUUAUUUGUGUAACAGCUACUGUUUUAAAGUUUCAAAAGAUAAUAUCAUUUUUAAUUCUUAAAAAUAGUGGUGCAAUUUUUAGAAAUGAUUGAAGCAAUCUUCAGAUAUGAAAUAAUUUACUGCGACAUUCUAGAAACAAAGCUAGAUAUCUAAAUAUUUUCAUCGAAUGCCUAAUACAUACAAGUAUUAACAUUAUUUUAUCGAUACAGUCAAUAACGAUGAGAAGUAUGAUAAGUCGCAUAAACUUUAUAGCCUGAACUAACGUAAAUGAAUGAAUGUUCUUACAAUAUAACUAUAGAUUAAAUGUUCGCUAGAAUUAGUCGCAUUGGUUGUCAAAUCGGUCGUCACUUGCGAAGCACAUUUUCGCUUUGUAAACGCGUUCUUCUCGUUAUUUUUUCGAUAUGUGCAUGCGCCUACAUAUGUAUUUAUUUGAUUGAUGUAAUACCUGUAAACAAUUUGAUUUUGUAAUAGCGAGGAUAUUUAAUGUUUUCAACUAGAGUAGAUGAUGAAUACAAAAGUAAAAAAGAAAACAUAUGUAUGUUCAACAAACCCUUUGGUCGCUUAGUCGAAGAAAAGACUGAUUUGCCUGCUUCUCGAGCGUUAUUAAAACUAUUUUCAGCUCAAAACGAUGUGUAAUCUGCGCUUAUUUUUCUUCUCACUUGUAUCUUACAUCGAAAAAUAUUCACGUUUGUACCGAUUUGUAUCGUACAAGAGCGCAUAUUUUGUAUACUGCAUAAGUAAGAUGUAUGUGUAUCUAACAAAGGGCGACUUCGUCUGCUUUAUGGAUAAACCUGACUGAUUCUGUAAAAGCAAUUCCAACACGAUUAUUUUUUGUUUGUUUCUUUUUUCACAUGAUUUCGUCUAAUGUUAUUUUCGUCCAGUGAAUAUGUAUAUCUGAUUGAUGAACAAUCGUAGAAACAUGUAACGUGUAUUCCGCUUAAAUAUUUAAUUUGAGAUUAACCGUGCGCCUUGUGACUAACUAACACAAUCAUAUACAUGUUAUAUAAAGGGUAAAUAAGCUUCUUAAAAUCAAUGCAAAAACAUAAAAUUUCGAUUUUUGUCUAGUUAUGCCAUUUCCAAAGUUUCUCUCUGCGUAUAUUUGUAAGAGAAACUUUAAAACAUCGCACCGUACAUUAUAUUAUAUACAUAUACUAAUCAACAAUGAUUAUAGAUUGAUUGUCACAAUUUUCACGUACACGCAAUUAUUUAUUAAUUUUGUUGUUGUUGUUGUUUCAUUUACACAUAUAGCAGAAUAGAUUUAAAUUUAGGUAAGAUUGACGCUCGACCAAACAAAUUACAGUACAAUCCAUGAACUUGUACAUUUUUUGUUUUUAAGAAAUUUUUCUGUUCUUGUUUGAUUGUUUUGCUGAUGUGUUGCGCUUUGAUUUUAUCUUACAAAGAAUGAACCGAUGCCAUAUUAUAUUGUACAAUUACUUAUUCUUAUUUUUCGUGUAUUUUAGUAGAUACGUUCAACGAAAAAUUAUGGAAUACCCAGCGUUAUUUAUUAUAGAGAAAAUAAAUUGAUAGACUUUCUCAGUUGGUUACAUCUUGAAUUUCGCUGUGCGUUUUCAUAAUGAAUUCGUUUUUUUUGUUGUUACAUUGAUUAUAUUUUGUUAUGUAGCGAUAUAUAUCACUGCUCACAAAAGCACAUUUUGAAGAAAUAAAAUUAGUUUUAAAUAAAAU